UUGAAAAUCUUAUUAAUAACAUAACUUGAAGCCCAAGAAAGUUCUCUAUUCUCCUAUAUAUUGGCCGCUAUAUCUCCUUUCUUCAAAGAAUACCUUCUUCUCCAUUAGAAAACAACAUGUCGUCUCAGGAUGCAUCUGCUCAAAAAAAUUGCGCAAUCUGCUGGAGUAACGUGACAACAGGGCAAGGCCAAGCCAUCUUCACUGCUGAGUGCUCACACUCCUUCCACUACCCUUGCAUUGCCAACAAUGUCCAGCAUGGAAAUCUUUGCUGCCCCAUCUGCCGAGCAAAAUGGGAUAAGAAUAAUGUUCCUUUCCAAGUUCCCCCGCUUCAACAAAACAACUUGGGUGCACAUGGCUUCGCUGAUGAUGAACCUCUCCCGUUCACCUCACCGGCUCAAUCUUCUGUCCCCCAGAAUGUCACAAUCAAAACUCAUACAGAGACCUCUGCUAUCCCUGCUGCCGAUUCACGCCCACAAUAUCCUGUUCUAGUCAGCAUCUGUGCACCACCCCUUCAGGAUCCUGAUGGCGAAGUCCGUACACCGAUUGACCUUGUAACAGUUCUAGACGUAAGUGGCAGCAUGCAGGGCCAAAAGCUUCACCUUGUCAAGCAAGCUAUCAAAUUUGUCAUAGAAAACAUGGGGUCUUCAGAUAGACUUUCUAUAGUUUCAUUCUCAACAAAUUCUAGAAGAGUCCUUCCUCUUCGAAGAAUGACCGUUGAUGGCCGUGAAAGUGCAAUUGAAGCUGUCGAAUCUCUUGUAGCAGGUGGUGGAACUGACAUUGCAGAAGGACUCAAAAAAGGAACACAAGUCCUUGAAGAUCGGAGGCAAAGGAACCCAGUUGCUAGCAUCAUUCUCUUAUCCGAUGGCCAAGAUAACUACUGUCGAAGCCCAAGCCAAAUGUUGAAGAAAUUGCCUGCUUCAAUUCGUUCCAGCGACAUGCAACAUGAAAUCCCUGUCCACACAUUUGGGUUCGGCAACGACCAUGAUGCAAAGAUUAUGCAUGCUAUAUCUGAGGAAUCCCGGGGCACCUUUUCAUACAUUGAAUCAGUUGGCAUGAUACAAGACGCCUUUGCUCUGUGCAUUGGUGGUCUUCUCAGUGUUGUGGCUCAGGAACUUCGCCUCACAGUGAGGUCGGCAUCACAUGGAGCGAAGAUUGUAUCAAUACCAUCAGGGAGAUAUGUGAGUCAGAUUUCUGAUGACGGCUCGCAAGGUUUAGUUGAUAUUGGAAAUAUGUACGCAGAAGAGGUGAAACAAUUUCUGGUGUAUCUCUUAGUUCCACAAUCCUCAGCUUCAGAGACUAAGACAUCAUUGGUGGACGUCUUAUGCGUGUACAGAGAUCUAGCUUCAAAUGAGUUUAUCCAGCUCCAAAGUGGGAGAGUAGAGAUAUCAAGACCACAGUUUUGUUCUCCUACAGAAUUGGCAGUGUGUUUGGAGGUUGAUCGCCAGCGGAACAGACUUUUGGUGGCUGAUGCUAUUGGAGAGGCUCAACGCUUGGCUGAAAUGGGAAAUUUGGAGGGUGCACGCGAAAUUUUGACUCAACGAAGAGAAACUCUCUUAGCAUCAGCAGCAGCCAAAGCUGGGGAUAGUCUCAGUAAUAUGUUUGAAACUGAGCUUAAAGAAAUCAGGGAUAAAAUGGCAAGUAUGAAGUUGUACGAAGAGGCGGGGCGUGCUUAUGCUCUGGCUGGAAUGAGUUCACAUUCACGCCAGAGGGCCUCUGCUAGGGGUAACGCAGAAGGCUCGUGCCUGGCCAUGAAGGGUCGCAAACAACUUGCUACAAAAGCAGCGGGUCGUGCUUCCGGGGGUCGCGGUGUAGCAGUGACUCUUGCUGCCGGGGGUUUUGGUGGCAAGGGUGGUCCCAAAGGCAAACGCUCUGCAAUGGAUCACUUAGUGGCUGCUAUGGGAGACUCUGAUGAAGAUGAUGAUAUGGGCUUUGCUUUAUGUGACGGAGGUUCAUUUGACGGAGGCAAUGAUGUCCAUCGAGGUGCUUUUGAAACACCAGCAAUGGUAAGAAUGGUACAGAAAUCACAGCAGAAGAAUCAAUCUAAAUAAGUCCAAGCUCUGGUCGUUUUGGCAUUAUACUCGAUUUUGAGAGUAUUAGCCUUGGGGCUACUUCUUGGUUCAAACCAUGAUUUGUUUUUGUUUUCCAGCUUAUUAUAGACUGAAUUCAUUGGGAUUAUUAAUAUUAAUAUUACUA
Rosa chinensis is the source of this 2193-nucleotide messenger RNA. RefSeq names its product E3 ubiquitin-protein ligase WAV3. NCBI's taxonomy places the organism in Eukaryota, Viridiplantae, Streptophyta, Magnoliopsida, Rosales, Rosaceae. The coding region runs from base 117 to 2048 and encodes 643 amino acids. The record is from RefSeq and is a predicted model, not a curated record. The transcript has 2 exons.